ACCCGCAGCUUCCGUGUGCCGCACUCUGCAGCUGCUGCUGUGGGCUCCACACGGACGAGCCUCGUUUCACUGAGCAGGGCUUUGAUCCAGAGGUUUUGUUCCGAUUAAAGCACAACUUUUCUGCAGUAGACACGAAGUGCUCAUGAUGAACACUCUGAACCAGCAGUAUGAGGAGAAGGUGCGUCCCUGCAUUGACCUCAUUGACUCUCUUCGCUCUCUGGGUGUAGAGAAGGACUUGGCGCUGCCUGCUAUCGCCGUGAUUGGCGACCAAAGCUCGGGGAAGAGCUCUGUGUUGGAGGCGCUGUCGGGGGUGGCCCUGCCAAGAGGAAGCGGCAUUGUGACAAGAUGUCCUCUCGAACUGAAGAUGAAGAGAAAGAAAGAAGGAGAGGAGUGGUCCGGAAAGUUAAGCUACAAGGACCACGAGGAAGAGAUGAAAGACCCUGCAGUUGUGGAGGAAAAGAUUAGAGAAGCUCAGGAUGAAAUGGCCGGGGUCGGGGCGGGGAUCAGUGAUGACCUCAUCACUCUGGAGAUCGCCUCCCCUGACGUUCCAGACCUGACGCUCAUUGACCUGCCCGGCAUCACCAGGGUGGCGGUGAAGGGGCAGCCAGAGAACAUUGGAGAACAGAUAAAGCGACUGAUCCAGAGGUUCAUCACAAAACAAGAAACCAUCAGCUUGGUGGUUGUUCCAUGCAACGUGGACAUAGCAACCACAGAGGCUUUGAAGAUGGCCCAGGAGGUGGAUCCAGAUGGAGAGAGGAGUUUGGGUAUCUUGACCAAGCCUGAUCUGGUGGACAAAGGCGCAGAAGACACAGUGGUUGACAUCGUCCAUAAUGAGGUCAUCCACCUGAAGAAGGGCUACAUGAUCGUCAGGUGCAGAGGUCAGAAGGAGAUCACAGAGAAGGUGUCUCUUACUGAAGCAACAGAAAAGGAGAAAGCCUUCUUCAGAGAUCACGGGCAUUUCCAGAUUCUCUAUAAUGAAGGCCACGCCACGGUUCCUAAACUGGCUGAGAAACUCACCCUUGAGCUGGUGCAUCAUAUCCAGAAAUCUCUGCCUCGACUGGAAGAGCAGAUAGAGAAGAAACUAAUACAGACUCAGGCAGAGCUGGACGGAUAUGGCAACGGACCCCCAUCUGACGCAGCUGAGUGACUCGGUUUCCUCCUCGAUAGAGUGACAGCGUUUACACAGGAUGCUAUCAGCCUCACCACAGGGGAGGACCUCAAAUAUGGAAACAAGCUCAAUAUCUUUUCCUUACUCAGAAAAGAGUUUAUGGUAUGGAAAGAGAUCAUAGACCGCUCUGGGGUAACAUUCAACUGGAACAUUGAGAGAGGGGUGGCUCAGUACGAACGGACGUACCGUGGGAGAGAGCUGCCAGGCUUCAUCAACUACAAGACAUUUGAGGGCAUGGUGAAGGAGCAGAUCAAACAGCUGGAAGAGCCUGCCGUCCUGAAACUCAAGGAAGUGGCAGAAAUUGUGAAGAAAGAGCUGUUUAAGGUGGCACAGAGCAGCUUUGUUGGAUUUCCUCACCUCAUCAGAACAACCAAGAUGAAGAUUGAAGCCAUCAAAAAGCAGAAGGAGACUGUAGCAGAGUCCAUGCUGAGGACUCAGUUUAAGAUGGAGUCGAUAGUUUACACUCAGGACAGCACAUACAGCAAGAAGUUAGGGAAGAGGAAGAGGGAAGAUGAAAAGGACCGUGUGCCUGCCUUCACUGUGAGCAGUAAUGACACUGGGGCCACCCUGAAAGAGAUGAUCAAGCACCUGAAAUCUUACUACCAAAUUGCCGGCCAGCGUCUGGCUGACCAGAUCCCCCUGGUGAUCCGCUACCAGAUGCUGCAGGAGUCUGUCGUCCAGCUGCAGAGGGAGAUGCUGCAGAUGCUUCAGGACAAGGAGAAGACCGAUUUCCUCCUUCAAGAGGACUCUGGCAUUAAAAGCAAGAGAAUCCACCUUCAGAACCGCCUCAAGCGCCUGUCAAAAGCACGUAUUCUGCUGACCGACUUCAGUAUGAACAUAUACAACUUCAACACGACUGCAGAGCAAGAUAUAUUUGUAGAAUAGUUACUUCUCUUUACUCUUGUUACAUUAUAUUUCAUAUCCAUGUCUGAUUAUAGUUGAGAUUUCAGUCAUUCUCUUAAGUUUCAUAAAGUAUUUCCAAACUUUUAUUCUAUGUCCCAAAAAAAUAAAGUUGUUUUUUUUUUAAGUAGUUGAAUUUUAGAUUUGGUCAUUUUGAAUGGAAACAUGCAUGAAACCAUAAAGGCAUCCUCUAAAUCAGUCUAUAGUGUCACUGUUGGCCAUUAUGCUAAGAGGGUUAAACAGUAGGGAGGUGUGUCUAGUCUUGUUGCGGCCUUUUGAAGCACUUUCCCCUCAAGAACUUUACGUGGCAUUCAUAUAAUAUUGGGUAACAAUCCAAAAUAUUAUUCCUUGUGUGUAUAGUGUGAAGGAAGCAAGUUAGCAAAUAAAUAUAAAUAAGGUGAAACUGGCUGAUGAGUUCAGUGCGAAUGAUGGUGGCAGUUUGGAACACAGAGAGGUCAUAAUUUCGACUUCAUUCGUUUUCACACAUUGCUAACGUUGAGGUGCUAUUGUUGGUUAGAAAUGUCUAGAAAAAUCCUGAAGAUGAAGUAAUAUUUGCACAGCAUCACUUGAACGUUCAACUGUCUGUUCUUACAGAUAGCGUCAUGCAUUUCCAAGCAAGGACCCAAAAGCCAGAGCCAAGACAGAGUCAGGGAGGUUUACGACGAGCAACGUCUUUUAACUCAAAUAGUGGUAGUGAAAUGUGCAACAGAAGAAUCACACAAUCCAACAGUAGCUUAAGGUGAGAACCGGCAGGCAGGAGAGGCGUCCAGACUUUGUACUCACAACCGAUGAAUUCACGCCGAGGUCCACUCCAGAGCAGGACAGAGAGCAGAAAGCCAGAAAGUCACAAAGCGUCAGGCAGGCAGGUAGCAGGCAGCUGAAGAAGCAUAAGCAAACACUCUUUUCUUCCUCUAACUUGAAGUUAUUCUGCACACCUUAUUGGAUCUCUCACCAGAAACUUGGAAAAUUAUGCUGUUAGAGUUGAUGCUUGUGUUCCCUUGGGAGCUCUGGAAGCCUCCAUUGUUGGACCAGCAUUUAUAAAAAUUGAUGAGUCGGUGGGCUGCCACAGUGGCUUCUGGUGAAGACCCAUAUGCACUGUUUUACCAGUGCAAUGCCACAAGUGUCAUAUAAAUGAUAUUUGAAAAAGGAAAAGCUCAGAGAAAGUGGAAAUUUGUCCUUUCAAAUGCCUGAUUAAAAUUUAAAUUCAAUUUGUGUAUUCAGUUAUUUAUUUCUCUGUAUGUGCGUGUGUGUGUUCUGUUUUUGACCUCUAUUUUAUUUUUUAUUCUGCUGCUGUAACAAGUGAAGUUCCCAGCGUGGUGUAAAUAAAGUCUUAUCUUAAAC
Chelmon rostratus (copperband butterflyfish) is the source of this 3409-nucleotide messenger RNA. RefSeq names its product interferon-induced GTP-binding protein Mx-like. Gene Ontology annotation, molecular function: GTPase activity; microtubule binding; GTP binding. Gene Ontology annotation, biological process: defense response to virus. The record is from RefSeq and is a predicted model, not a curated record. NCBI's taxonomy places the organism in Eukaryota, Metazoa, Chordata, Actinopteri, Chaetodontiformes, Chaetodontidae. The transcript has 12 exons. Gene Ontology annotation, cellular component: cytoplasm; nucleus; membrane.